AUGUUUAAAUCUGCUAUUACUAGAAGAUGGUAUUCACCACUGCCCCGCGCUAUUAGACACAAAGCUGUCCGUCAGACCGGCUACAGGAACUCUGUCGUAGACAACAGUACCACUGCUCGGGAUCUCAAAGCUUUUCCAAGUGAUACAAUCAUUCAGUCCCACCAUCCCAUAGCCAGUACAAUUCUGAACGAGCCUACAAUUGUUGUUGAGCGACAAAUGGAAAUGAUGAAUGUGUUUCUAGGGUUUGAACAGGCCAACAAAUACGUAAUAAUGGACGCUCUAGGGAAUCGCAUUGGAUACAUGCAGGAAAGGGACUUUGGAUUGGUCAAAGCUGUUAUGCGGCAAUUUUAUAAACUUCAUCGCCCAUUUGUGGUCGAUGUAUUUGAUAACUGGGGAAAUGUCCUACUCACAAUCAAGAGGCCAUUCUCCUGGAUCAACUCUCACAUUAAAGCCAUUUUACCUGAUCAAAUUUCCUUAGAGACUUCUUCAAAACCUGAAAGCAUUUUGCCAUUUGGGUCCGUACCAGUUCCCCAGUCCACGUCAACUUCAGGUGAGGCAGGGACCUUAGUCGGGGAAAGUGUUCAAAAUUGGCACCUCUGGCGUCGUCGUUAUGAGCUUUUCCAACGCGAUAAUUCCACAGGUGAAUCUUUUGCACAGUUCGCAGAGAUAGAUGCGCCGUUCUUAAGUUUUGAGUUCCCCUUAUCGGAUGAGAGCGGCAAAAUCAUGGCCGGAGUGGACAGAAAUUGGGUAGGAUUAGGAAGAGAACUUUUUACCGAUACUGGUGUCUACAUAGUGCGAAUGGAUUCUACGCAGAGUUUCCAAGGUGUAUAUCCACCAGAAACUUUGAGUGACCAAGUAUUGAACUUUGAUCAAAGGGCCGUACUUCUGGCCAAUGCGGUGUCGAUUGAUUUUGACUACUUUUCGAGACACUCUCGCCAUGGCGGUGGCUUAAUUGGGUUUGGAGACUAUGGGGAAUAG
Lachancea nothofagi CBS 11611 is the source of this 978-nucleotide messenger RNA. Lineage: Eukaryota; Fungi; Ascomycota; Saccharomycetes; Saccharomycetales; Saccharomycetaceae. The record is from the annotation of a GenBank genome assembly.